AUGCCCAUGAUGCUGGAUGACCACAUGGGGCCGUUGGGUGCUGCCAUGCCCAACAUGGACGAUGACCUGUUUGGAGACGAGGUGCUCCCCAUGACCACCCAACCUCCCACCAAGCAGCUGCAGCAGCGUGUCGACGAGAUGCGAAGCCGGGGGUGUUGCCGGAGUAUUGCAUGCUCAAAGCUCGGCACCAUCGCAUCCAUCUCCCCGGACGGCACGCAUAUCAACCUGCAGUGUUCUCGCGCCCACCCUUCGGAUGCGUCGUGGGAGCUGAGCGAGCCCACCCCGUGCUCCAUUUUCUCCCCGACCCUUCCUGGAGGGCCCAUUGUCCAUCUGGCAUGGUCGCCGGCCAUGAACCCGGAGCUGGCCGUCAUCGACGCUUAUGGGAGAGUCUGUCUCCUGUUAUUCAACAACAGCCUAAACAAGGCGUCUUUCGUCACCAGGAAAUGGGACGCGGACACUCCCGACGAUCUCUUGUCUGUAGUUGGUUCUUACUGGCUGCCCUUGUUCGUACCACCAAACAGACAGUUUAAUGUCACGUACGGGCCAGCCGUUCGUGAGAACGGAAAGUACCAGUUCAACAGCAGCAUAAUACAGGCUAGUGGUCCAUGGCAUCCCAACCCUUCCAAGAGCGCCUUGGUUUCCGUCACUGCCAAUGGGCUUCUCAAGCUGUUCUACCCCCAGAACUCCAGUCAGCUGCAGGAAACGCAGCUGGAAAUGGAGAGCAUCACUUCAUCUGACGACCUGAUCACCCAUGCUGCCAUGUGCCCGGAUCGAGGUAAAUUGGUCGUUGUUCUCGCUACGGCAGCGAAACAGUUGAAGGUUCUCCAUGCGGAGAUCAAUUGGGGCAUCUCGCAGCCCCAAGACAAGCAGGUACCACCGGGGAGUCUGCCUCUCAAGCCCUCUCUCAAGGCGGAGCACGUCACCGGGACGAGUUGGCUGCAACAAGGCCUCGUCGACUCGCACCUGGAUGCGUCGAUGGAUCAGAUAUCGUUAUUAGAGGUCUAUCCGCCUGUCGUGGAUAUCAAAGCGAAGUCUUCCUUGCCGGCCGCGAUCCUGAUUGUCAGGUCACAUGUGCCUCCAGCACAGACGCCUUACAACGUCGAAUAUCAAAGUAUAAUCGAUCGCUGGGACAUCCUUACGGAUCAGGCUCAACAACUGCAUCCCGCUUUCGAGCAACGCGGCACCAAGGCUGGAUCGGCAUCGGCCCUCCAUUCCAUGACACGGCUCCGGAAGCGAGAGUCCAUUGUCAUCAACAAGAUAAUCGUCUCUAUCGAAUCUACCCAGUUGGGGAGAAUCAUCUGCAUUGGCUUCAGCGACGGGACUAUUCAGUUCCGGGACCGCUCGACGAUGGCUGAGUUGGCUAAUGAGGAUCACCACAACCUAAUCUUGGUGCCUCAGCAGGCCGGCUUCCAUUUUGACGACGAAAAGCCCUGUAUACAGAUGGCCAUUUCCCCGAACAAUUGCUCUUUUACACAGGUUUGUGAAAAUGGCAAGCUCAAGUGGAGCAGUUUGAAAUACCCAGUAGACCAGAUCGGAUCCACAAAGCAGGACCCUCAGUACGACGCUGUACUAAUCAGCCUGACAUUGGCUGCCGCCAACGCGGCGCAUCAAGGCUCGAACUAUGACGACGUGUUGGCUGUCGCUAGGCCUUUCGUCGAGAAAAACCCUCGAUUUCUACAUGACUUGGUGUCGACGUUGGUGUACAUGUUGAAUAUCAACGUCGACUACUCCGAAGACUCUCAUCACGACGCUCUGAUAAGGAACUUGCAGAUGCAGACCGUCCUCGGUCUUCUGAACCACCUUGGCUUCCGAGGCGAGUUCAAGUCGAGGUCAUUCAUCAGCAAGUUUGCCAUGCUCGGUCUCAGCAUCAGGCACAUCGUCAUUCUCAUAACCCUGGCAAGCAACUCGUCCAUAAACCCAGCUAAAGAGAAGUGGACACCACUUGACGAACCUGAGGUCGUCGACGCACUGACUGGUCUUUUCGUCUUGCGCGAUGACCCGAAGUUCGUGGAGCUUCUCAACCCCGGGCGCUUCUCAGAGAUGACGGCCUAUCUCAAAUCCAAGAAUGACGUUUCACUGCACUUAUUGCUUUGUUCGUCGACGAGAGGAUUCCUCGUCGCCGCUUGCAAACGUCUUGUUCACCUCCAAGUAAUGAGCGCUCAGGCUACCCAGUACUGGGACAAGAAUGCCGCCAUGCACAACUCAACAGACUCGCAUGCAAGCCAAGGGAUGAUUGCUGUUCAGCAGGCGUAUCUCAAGAUGCAGAGAUGCAUCACGACGACACUCAUCAAGGUCAACGAUAUAGACAAGAUCUUGAACACUCUAGGUGGCGAAAUCAAGCGGAUGUACCAAACCUCCGCGGCUGUCCUGGCACAGAAGCAACAGCAGCAGUCGGGCAAGCCCAACCAGCCUGCCGCAGAUGCCGCCAUCAAGAAGGCCCAGGGGCACUGCGAGCUUAAUAUUCUCCUCGCCGAGAACCCUCCGCCCCAGUUCUUACCACUGAUCAAAAAACUCUUUGAGGUGGAUCUCAAGAACCUGGUAGCCUCCACCGACCGAUCGGGGCUGUUCUUCGCCGACUUCCAGCUGCUAGAAGUAGAGGAGGACCCGAGAAGGCUGGCCGCCAGGAAGGCACAGGGCAAGUACGUGGAUACGUUCAAGCGCGUGGAGCUGACGGCGCACAACUCGGCCAAGGCCACUGGAGGAGACACUGUGCACCGGGCGCAGGAGCAACAGCAACAGGCGGGUGCGGAUGCGGCGACUGGUCUGGCAUGGAGGAGGUGUGUGAGGUGCUGUGCUGUCAUGGAGGAUGCGCUGGCGGCGAAACCUGGCAUGAACUUUGUGCUGUCACAGCAGAGGAGGUGUGCUUGUGGAGGGGGCUGGGGUCUUCUUGCACCGGGCGAGCUGGUGGUGUAA
Diaporthe citri is the source of this 2913-nucleotide messenger RNA. RefSeq lists its product as uncharacterized. The record is from RefSeq and is a predicted model, not a curated record. The transcript has 6 exons. Gene Ontology annotation, molecular function: protein binding. Bases 1 to 2913 code for a protein of 970 amino acids. Gene Ontology annotation, biological process: positive regulation of DNA-templated transcription. NCBI's taxonomy places the organism in Eukaryota, Fungi, Ascomycota, Sordariomycetes, Diaporthales, Diaporthaceae. Gene Ontology annotation, cellular component: mediator complex.